GCUCCGCGAGGGAGAGUUUGCUGGAGCGCAUCCGGGGUGCGCUUCAAAAGAGAGGGGCGUUUGCAGCGACUCUGGAUCACCUCCACCUUUUUUUUAAAUUAUAAUUUGCAAGGAUAUAAGAGAGGAGCUCUGCCUUGGCUUUUCGAGGUGGGCGAAGCUACGUGGGCAGACUCGAACUCGCGACUCCACGUUGGGACUCUCCUGUUGAUCAUUUCCGGGGUUCCUGCAGAUAGAACAUCAUUUGGACCGCCUGGGCUUUUCCCUGCUUCUGUGUGAUGCCUCCCGGGGGUGGACCUUCCCUGCGCCCAUUUCCUAGCCUCCAAGACUGACACCAACUUGCCUGCCCCCUUCCCUGGGCUCAGCCGGCUGGGGGAAGAGUCCUGUUUCGCUCACCCUGUGGCACGUGGUGGGGUAAAACAACAGGGACUAGCGCCUUGGCUUUCCGCGCUGCUUCUUUUGAGGUUUCUGGUGUGGCAGAAGAACAAGACCAAGAGACUUGUUGUGGCACCGUGACAAGCAUCACCACCACGAGAUCUAUUGCGCCGGGAGAUUUCACGGCCUGCGGUCCACCGGCGAUGGCCGAAGACGUGUCCCAGCGGGCGCAGCGGUGUGGUGGCAGCGUGGGCUGAGCUUCAGCACCACCGCCACCCAAAUCGGCACGCCUCCAUGUCUGGCGCUAGAAGGAGGUGGCCCUCAUUCCCGCAGGCCAGCUCUCCCUUGAGCACCACUGUUGGGGGUUUGGUGGCCCCAUGGCAUUCGCUGGCGUGGGCUGAGCCCCCUGCUUGAAAUGACCACGUCCUCGUCCCCGCUGGCCCUCGAUGGCCUGGAUAUGGUCUACAUCGUGGUGGAGCUGGUGAUAGCUGUGCUGGCCAUCGCGGGCAACGUCCUCGUGUGCUGGGCAGUGGCGAUCAACAGCACCCUGAAAAAUGCCACCAACUACUUCCUGGUCUCCCUGGCAGUGGCCGACAUCGCCGUGGGCCUCCUCGCCAUCCCCUUCGCCAUCACCAUCAGCAUCGGCCUGCGGAUCAACUUCCAUUCUUGCCUCUUCCUGGCCAGCUUUGUCCUGGUCCUCACACAGAGCUCCAUCUUCAGCUUGCUGGCCGUGGCUGUGGACCGGUACUUGGCGAUCAAGAUCCCACUUAGAUACAAGAGCAUCGUGACGGGGAAACGGGCCCGGGUCCUCAUUGCCGUGCUCUGGAUCCUCUCCUUUGGCAUUGGGCUCACCCCACUGAUGGGCUGGAACCAGGGGGAGAACGCCACCGCCUGCGCCGAGAACUUCACGACCUUUGCCAACGGGAGCCCCGUUGAGGCGGGCCAGCGCAGGCCCUGCCAGGUGAGGUGCCUCUUUGAGAAAGUGGUGACCAUGAGCUACAUGGUCUACUUCAACUUCUUUGGCUGCGUCCUGCUUCCGCUCCUCAUCAUGCUGGGCAUCUACGCCAAGAUCUUCUUGGUGGCCUGCAAGCAGCUGCGGCAGAUGGAGCUGAUGGGCAACUCUCGCACGACGCUGCAGAAGGAGGUCAGCGCCGCCAAGUCUCUGGCCAUCAUCGUGGGCCUCUUUGCCCUGUGCUGGCUGCCCCUCCACAUCCUCAACUGCCUGACCCUCUUCCAACCGCAGCUGGCCAAGCCCACAGAGAUCAUGAACCUGGCCAUCGUCCUCUCCCACGCCAACUCGGUCGUCAACCCCAUCAUCUACGCUUACCGCAUCCAGGACUUCCGCUUCACCUUCCGGAAGAUUCUCUGGCGGUACGUCCUCUGCAAGGCCGACGACUUUCCCAAGGGCGCUAAAGGAGGCGGCGGUGGUGGUGGCGGCAGCAACCGCGACCUGGCGGUCGCCAGCAUCAUCACAUCUCCAACCUGCAUUUGAGGACUACCUUGUUUCUGGAGGUCUCGGCAGAGGCGUGUGACCCUCAAAACUCCGAGAGGAGCCUGUGACGACAACUGACCGCUCUUGGGCUUUGUUUGUACUGCUGCAGUUCGAAUCUACGGUCCAUAAUAUGCAUAUCUAUUCCUGCUGUGAGCAGGGGGUGAGAAUGGAUGGCCUCUGGAUGGCCCAUUGUUUCUAACUCUCGAAACUGUGAUGAUUUAUUUUGUGAUUUUAGUUGUGUUUGAUUUUUUUUAAAAUAAAUGUGCCUCUGAGAGGAGGAAUCCUACCAUCAA
Molecule: messenger RNA, 2157 nt
Organism: Zootoca vivipara (common lizard)
Lineage: Eukaryota; Metazoa; Chordata; Lepidosauria; Squamata; Lacertidae
Gene: ADORA2B
Product: adenosine A2b receptor
Biological process (GO): adenylate cyclase-activating G protein-coupled receptor signaling pathway; vasodilation; G protein-coupled adenosine receptor signaling pathway
Cellular component (GO): plasma membrane
Molecular function (GO): G protein-coupled adenosine receptor activity
Source: RefSeq, a predicted model, not a curated record